UGUCAUCUCUCUUUCUUCCGCUGUUCAAUUGCGUCGUGUAUAACCUACAAAUGUGUUUUUGUGCGUCUAAUAUUUACACGUUCUACGAAUAUUGUUGAUAUCGAUAAAGACAAUGCUGCGUCUUCGUCAAUUUGGAAUAAGAUUACAUAGUACGGCUGCUGCAACUUCGACCACUGAGGCAGGAAAACGUUUAGAUUCUAUUCUAAGAGUAGAUCAUGCUGGAGAAUUGGGAGCCGAUAGAAUUUAUGCAGGGCAAAUGGCUGUUUUGGGUAAUACUGUAAAGGGUCCAUUGAUUCAGCAUAUGUGGGAUCAGGAGAAAAAGCAUCGUGCUAAGUUUGAAGAAUUAAUGCGUAAACAUCGUGCGCGACCUACGGUAUUUACACCUAUUUGGAAUAUUGCUGGAUUUGUUCUUGGUGCUGGGACAGCAUUGAUGGGAGAAAAAGCAGCUAUGGCGUGUACCGUGGCUGUUGAAACUGUCGUAAUAGAACAUUAUAACGAUCAAUUACGUAAUUUAAUGGAAGCUAAUGAUGGGAUAGACAAAGAAUUAUUAGAAACAAUUAAAACUAUUCGUGAUGAGGAACAAGAGCACCACGAUAAUGGAUUAGAACAUGGAGCUGAACAAGCUCCUUUUUAUCAAGCUCUUACGAAUAUUAUUAAAAUAGGCUGUAAAACUGCCAUUUCCAUUUCUAAAGUAGCAUAAAUUAUAUUAAUCUAUUCGAAUGAUGUGAUAGUAGACCUAAGUAUUUGUUAUUUAAAUAUUACUUGACGUUCGUUU
Molecule: messenger RNA, 775 nt
Organism: Polistes dominula (European paper wasp)
Lineage: Eukaryota; Metazoa; Arthropoda; Insecta; Hymenoptera; Vespidae
Gene: Coq7
Product: ubiquinone biosynthesis protein COQ7, mitochondrial
Biological process (GO): regulation of gene expression; ubiquinone biosynthetic process; regulation of reactive oxygen species metabolic process
Cellular component (GO): nucleus; mitochondrial inner membrane
Molecular function (GO): 3-demethoxyubiquinol 3-hydroxylase activity
Source: RefSeq, a predicted model, not a curated record